UUUCCGGGAUUCUCUCUGCUGCUGCUGCCGGUGGCUGGCGCUGAAAACAUAACAACAGGCCCAAUGCGCAGAGUGGCAACAGCGUUGAACUUACAUUUUUAGAGUUCGUCGAAGCAAUUCGUGCAAGAAAAAGAGUGAGCUUCUCCGGUGCUGCUCAUCUGUAUUUUGGACGCUUUCAACAAUGAGUACUCGCCGUACUUCCAAGCGGACUUCAUCAAGGUCUCAAAGUGCAGCAUCUGCUGCAAGUACUAGUUCAAAAAAAGCGAAGCUUUCAUUUCCUGAAAUUGAUGGUUGUAAAAUGCGGUUUGAAUGGGAAGGUGAUGGAGGGAAAUGGGUACGAUACACCAAGGAAUACAACAGAAUUUUGACUGAUGCAUGUAGUGCAGAUAAAGAUAAGGUUGAACUGACUGUUCCCAGUGGUGCAAAGAUGCUUGUUCUCUUUGACAAGAUGGUACAAAAGAAUAAGAAAACAGGCUGGGAGAGGAGGGUUCGGAUUGGCCUAAAGAGUGCUAAAGACAAUGAUUUCAUGGUGACUUCAUGGCAAGAUGAAAGCAACAAGUGGUGUUCGUACAGUGUUGCCACCUGCUUGGAGAUAGCCAAAGCUGUUGGAGAAGGAGAGAAAUCUGUUCAGUUGGAGUCGACCCCAGUCCCUUAUGAUAUUGAUCUGAAGAAGAUGACGCAAACUAACUGCAAAUCCAAUUUCAGUCGGAAAAUCAAAAGAGAAAUUGCUGUGAGUGAUGUUCCACCUGAUGAUGAUGAGGAGGAGGAGGCGGAGGAGGCGGAGAAGGAAGAUGACAAAACAAGUGUAAAAAAGGAAAGCAAUGGUGCAGGUCAAACCACUGGGACUGCAAAAGGAUCUGUACCUGCUGUGGAUCCAAACUGCACAGCUAAGUCUGCAUCUGUGUAUGUGGAAGAUGGAGUUGCUUGGAGUUGUUAUCUUACUCAGACCAGUGCUUCUGGGACAUCCAUUAAAUUCUACCUGCUUCAGAUUGUGAAAGAAACGGCUUCUAAGUUUGCCUUGUGGAUUCGCUAUGGAAAAGAGGGUUGUGAUGGUACUCAUGAACUCACAAGAUUUGGAGCACAGUUGGAAAACGCCAAAGAUGUUUUCAUGGAAAAAUUUAAGGCCAAAACAGGUAACCUUUGGGAUAACAAAGACAGUUUUGUGAAAAAGGCUAACAAGUAUGAUUUCACAGGGGACAGUGUUGUUACUGUGCCUGUAAAGGAGGAGCAGGAAGAAGAGGAAGAAAUGGAAGAAGAGGAGCCCAAGCCGAAAAGUGGACGAGGAAAAGGGAAAAGUGCUGCUACAAAAUCGACUGUGAGGACGGUCAAGGUAAAAAAAGGGUCUGCGCCUGUGGAUUCCCUGUGUCCCAUUGCAGACAGCAGUGAGGUGUACACCGCAGGCAAUGUCGUGUGGGACUGUAUGCUCAACCAGACAAACAUUUCCAACAACAACAACAAGUUCUACUUAAUCCAGCUGCUUAAGAAAGAGGGCAAAGACUCGUUCCACGUGUGGAUGCGCUGGGGUCGUGUAGGCUACAAUGGGCAGAAUGAGCUGACCAACUGUGCUGGCUCUGUUGAUGAUGCCAAGAAAAUAUUUCAGAAAAAGUUUAGAGACAAGACAGCCAAUGAUUGGGCUUUGAGGGACAACUUUGUGAAACAUCCUGGGAAAUACGAUCUGCUCAAAAUGGACUACAGUACAGAUGAUAAAACUGAAGAUCAGGUUGAUGCUUCUAUCAAGACUGGAGAGGAAGAGGAUGUAAAAACUCCGGACUCAAAACUGGAGAAAAAAUUACAGGAUUUGGUCAAUCUGAUCUGUAAUGUCAAGUCCAUGGAGGAUGCUGUGGUGGAGAUGAAAUAUGAUGCCAAAAAGGCUCCUCUGGGUAAGUUGACAAAAGACCAGAUAAAAGCUGGAUACACAGCGCUGAAGGAGAUAGAGAGUUUACUUGAGAAGAAUGACACUGGACGCAAUCUGGCUGAGGCCUGCAGUGAGUUCUACACCAGGAUUCCACAUGAAUUUGGAAUGCAGACGCCACCUCUUAUCCGGACUCCACAAAUGGUGAAGAAAAAGCUGGAGCUGUUGGAGGCUCUUGAGGAUAUUGAGAUUGCCAUCAAGAUGCUGCAAGGUGGGGAUAAGUCCGAGAACCCGGUGGACAGACAUUAUCAUCAGCUCAAAUGUGAACUUAAGGCCUUGGAUCAUGGUGCAGACGAAUUCAAGUGGAUCAACAAGUACCUACAGCAGACACAUGCAGCAACACACAACAUGUACAAGAUGGAGUUACUAGACGUCUACGAGUGCCAGAAGGAUGGGGAGGCCUCGCAGUUCCAGGAUUUUGGCAACAGGAUGUUGCUUUGGCAUGGCUCUCGGCUCACAAACUGGGCUGGAAUUUUGGGUCAAGGUCUUCGGAUUGCUCCCCCAGAGGCCCCCGUCACAGGCUACAUGUUCGGGAAGGGUGUGUACUUUGCUGACAUGUCCAGUAAAAGUGCCAACUACUGUUUUGCUACCAAGAGUAAAAAUAUCGGAUUGCUGUUGCUGUGUGAUGUGUCUCUGGGUACCACAGAGGACAAACUGGCCGCAGACUACAACGCAGCCAAGCUCCCUAACGGGAAGAACAGUGUGUGCGGCCUCGGCAGGGUAGCCCCAGAUCCUGCUGCUUCUAUGUCUUUAGCCGAUGGUGUGACUGUGCCACUUGGGAAAGCCAAGGACACGGGUGUGGUGAACCCUUCCGGCUACACUCUCAACUACAACGAGUUUAUUGUGUACAACACACAGCAGGUCCUUAUGAAGUACUUGGUACAGGUCAAAUUCAACUUCAAAUAGGAUUCACCCGAUAGCGGACCAGGUCUCCACAAGGCAGCGGCUAUAGAUUUGUUUAUGUAUGUUUUGAUUAGCCCUUUCGUUGCCCGGGGGUAUAUGUUCCUACUGUCAGCACUGAUUUUCAGGUGAGCUCGUUACUCAGGACAGCAGCCUAAUGUCUUAAUGUUAAUGGACGCCCGGUCUAGAUCUAAGGCACUCAUGACGUAUUUCAGACACCGGGUCUUCAAUUGUACCCAAUUCUCACUUUUCUUAUACUUAUACCCCUUUUCGUCUCAUCUUACUCAUAAUUUCGAAUAACCUGCAGAUCUAAGUCAAAAAGUGAAUUUAUUUGCCUUUUUAAAGUCAUUUCGAUGUUUACGUUUUAUGAGAGCAUGCGGCCGCCCACAAGCCUAGGUCUGUUCCUCGAUCACUUGUAAGCCCAGCAGAAAAAAAAUACCAGCAAAGUUGGUACAGAUGUGCGAGUCUUUUAUCCCCGAAUACGAAUCUACGCAGCUCUUGUGGCUAAAACUCCGUACAGAAGAAUUAGAGCCAGGUUAUUAGCGUGGCGUAUAUGUAAUGUCAUACAGGCAACCCGGAGCGGCAAAUUUUGCCAACUUCCGUGACGUUCAUGGUACGGCACAGCGCUAAAAAUUAUGCAUUUACAUGACAUACCAGGUACAGCGUAAGGCGACGAAGGGUUAAGAAGAUCCCCCAGAACAGAGGCAGGUGGAGAGGUCUUUCUUGGUGGCUUCUUGAUGCAAUACCAGGGUGAAAGAGGGGAGUGAUUAUGUUUUAAUUGAGAGGACCCAAGUUAGUUGUCUUGUGUUUGAAAGACUUUUUAGUAAAAUAUUGAAAAUUAUGUUUUCAUGUACUGAAUGCACAAUGUCAAAGUUCAAGAAAUCUUUGCCAGCUGUGAGCAAUUUAAGUAGGAAGACUCGAUGAAGCAGCAUGAUGUGAAAGUCUGUGCAAGAAUGACGGACAGAUGUGGAUCUUUCAAUGUCAAAGGAAAGAAUGAAAGUUCUAUUGUGUGUGUGUUUGUGUUUAUGGAAUUUUUAUGCUUUGAAUGCGAGUAUUUUUUUGUUCAUUUCUAGAGUAGUGUGUAUAUUGAAAAUUUAGUGGAAAAUGUAAGAAAUAAAAUUUCUUUUUUUUAUCUGUGA
This is a messenger RNA of Aplysia californica (California sea hare), 3951 nucleotides long. Its product is annotated as poly [ADP-ribose] polymerase 2. The record is from RefSeq and is a predicted model, not a curated record. The coding region runs from base 182 to 2818 and encodes 878 amino acids. The transcript has 22 exons. Gene Ontology annotation, molecular function: NAD+ poly-ADP-ribosyltransferase activity; zinc ion binding. Lineage: Eukaryota; Metazoa; Mollusca; Gastropoda; Aplysiida; Aplysiidae.